GAUCCGUUAGUGCUGUUUGUCCGUUUCUAUAUUAAGAUCGCCUUCGUUCGGCCUCGGGGCAAGAUGCGUGCGCGCAGACGAAACGUCCGCACAAUAAAAUUCAAACGUAGUACAUAUUAUAUUUUUCCAACGAAUCCGACUUUUCUCCAUAUCACAUGAAUAUCGACGUGAUAUUGUGAAAAGAUUUAUCAUAUAUUACAGCAGACACGCAAUGUCUGUGAAGUGAAUGCAAAGUGAAAAUCGAAGUGUAUCGCAGUGAAUUAGAACAAAAUGAAGUUCACGGUAGAUGUUUUGGGAAUAUUUCUCAAAGUUGUCAUUAGGAUAAACAAAGUGACGUUCGCCCCGUUGGUCGUGUCGACGUUGUUUAUCUUGCUGACGUCACUCCUGGCCCACUGCGCGCGGCGGCUCGUCCAGAAGUCGAUCAAGGAGCCCUUCAUCAGGCUCCUGUUUGAGGAGGCGAUAGCUGCAGCUGAACUCUGCGGGUGUUGCUUCGAGCUGAUUGUUGUUGCCGAUAACUUUGGGGUGGCCACGUACGCGAUAUUCCUGUUCGCGUUAACGAUCUGGUGGUCUCUCAACUGGGGAGACGCUACUGCCUGCCCUUACACUCAUAUUGAAGAUGUUAUCGAAGGCAAAGGUGACAUCCGUAAAGCCUUCCUGAAGACUUGGGCGGAGCUGGCCGGUGGUCUUCUGGUCUUCAAAUACGUACAAAUGUACUGGGCAUUGGAAAUCUCUGACACACACAAGGACAAGGCUUAUGAGGAUUGCAAGGCAGAUCUGCAGGUACCAAUGCUCUACGGCGCUGUUGUGGAAGGAAUUGCGACAUGCCUCUGCCGCCUCGCUUCCAAAUCUCUCGGAGAUUUGAACCCUCGAUUCGCGACAGCUAUCGACUCCUUCAUUGGAACAUCUUUGGUCGUUGCAGGGGUCCUCACUAGGCACAAGGUAUUCGUCUACCGCUAUCAGGACUCUAGUGCCAAUGCGGACCUAAGCGUCUCCAUCUUUUGCAAAAUCCAUUUAGGAAAAGCGUUUGAUUACUCCGGUGGAUACUUCAACCCUGUCCUGGCGACGUCCUUGAAGGCUGGCUGCGAAGGUCAUACCCUCAUGGAACACGCUGUGGUCUACUGGAUCGGCGCGUGCGCAGGUUCCAUCCUCUCAGUCUAUAUGUACAAGCUACCUGCCAUCCAGAAGUUCGUCAGAGGAACAGACACUGUCGUUAAUGGUGACAGCAUUUGGGCUGAUAAGGAUGAUUAAGAGAACAAUAAUGCGACUGCACUUAAUAAUUGAUAUUUCAGAUGUUGGAUUCGAAAAGAUAACAAAAUCUCAUAUUAUUAAGAAUUCGUUCGAACAGGCCGGCAUAAUUGUGUUGACUGCCGAGGGGUAAUCAUCUCUCGUCAAUCGACAUUGUAUUAGACCCCACUUACCAUUAGGUGCAGUAGGGUCACAUUGCCCUGAAUAAAAAAAAAGAAGUCAUUGAAUCUUUCUACUGAGAAUUCACUUUUCCUUCACAUGAGAAGUUUGGCCUAAUAAUUCAAAAGUUUAAGAAAGACGUUCCUAAUCUGAGGUGAACAACAAUGAAGUCGAGAUUUAUUGCAAGAAAUCAAUCAUUUUACGUCUUAAAGUUGUUAAUAAAACAAACAUUAACUGGAAUUACAAAACAUUUUGCUGUAUUAGGAUGACCUCAAUAGUAAAAUAAUGAUGAGGGCAAUGUAUGAAGUGCAGUCGCAACGAAGAGUUCAAAGUAUGAAAGUGAUUUUUAUAAAGUGAUAUUCAGCGGUCUAGUCAAAUAUUUCACCUAAGAAUAGGUACUUGUUCUGUUUGUGAAUAAAAGUAUUAUUUUUGUUGAGCCCUUUGUGAUGUAAUCGUUUAUGAAGA
Molecule: messenger RNA, 1869 nt
Organism: Manduca sexta (tobacco hornworm)
Lineage: Eukaryota; Metazoa; Arthropoda; Insecta; Lepidoptera; Sphingidae
Gene: AQP
Product: aquaporin-11
Exons: 8
Coding region: 271-1248 (325 amino acids)
Cellular component (GO): cytoplasm
Molecular function (GO): channel activity
Source: RefSeq, a predicted model, not a curated record